Messenger RNA from Eufriesea mexicana, 7996 nucleotides. It is a transcript of the gene axo, whose product is annotated as axotactin. The record is from RefSeq and is a predicted model, not a curated record. Gene Ontology annotation, molecular function: serine-type endopeptidase inhibitor activity. The transcript has 28 exons. The coding region runs from base 1775 to 7771 and encodes 1998 amino acids. NCBI's taxonomy places the organism in Eukaryota, Metazoa, Arthropoda, Insecta, Hymenoptera, Apidae.
AAUCGGAAAAAAUUGGGACACCCUGUAUAGCUCCUUCAUGAGAACUUAACUACAACGUUCAACCAUUAAGCACAAUAUCGGCGCCCUAAAUCAAUUGAAAACGAGAUUAAAAAUUCCCUCCUUAUCCUGUCAAAUUUGGUUGGAAAAUUGAGAACACCCGGUAUAAUUCUUACACGAUAAUUUAAUUACAACAACCAGAUAAUACAUAUAACGUCGAUAUGCUAAUUCGUUCGCAAACAAGAUUAGAAAUUUCCUCUUACCCCAUCAGAAAUUUCUAAGAGAAACUGGGACACCCUAUGUAACUCUUACAUAAUAAUUUAAUCACAACGACCAAUCGUACAAUAUCGCCAUCUUCUUUCCGCAACUUCCCCACCUGUUUCUCGAGAUUCAAAAAUUUGUAACGAUCUUCCACAUCAUGAUCCCUCUUAUUCCUAUUCAUGGAAUAAAAUACCAAAGUUGGAUAAAAAAAAAAAAAACUGGGACACCUUAUAUAAGUCCUACAUAACAAUUUAAUCACAACGGCGAACCAUUAAGUGUAAUAUCACCAUCUCUUAUCCCUACCUCCCUUACUUACUUAUAUGCACAUGACGUUCCGUCAAAGUUCGAAAACAAAAAUUUUGGUACACCCUAUAUAACUGCUACAUAACGAUCCAAUCACAACAAUGAAUUGCCUCUUCCUUAUUACUAUUAAGAAAUCCCUCUUACACCCAACAACGUACCUACCAAACUGUGAUGAGAAAAAACUAGGACACCCUGUAUACCACCUCCAUAAUAAUUCAAUCAAAACGUUCAACCUUCAACUCCAUCACCAUCUUCCUUCUCUGUCUCUUCCUCAAAAUUCGAAUCCAUCUUACGCCCAACAACGUACAUAUCUAGCAAACUCGUGGUCAGAAAAAAUUGGGACACCCUGUAUAUCUCUUGCAUUUCGAUUAAAUCACAAUAACCAACCGCCACUUCCUCAAAAUUCACAGACACGAAGAGAUCCCACUUACACUGAACAGCGUACCAUCAUAGUCUGAUGAAAAAAAACUAGGACACCCUGUACAUCUCUUGCAGAAUAAUUCAAUCACAAUAACCCAAUCGCCGCUUCCUCAAAAUUCACAAAUGCAAAGAGAUCCCUGUCACACCGGUGAAUAUACCACCAUGGACUGAUGGGGAAAAAGUAGGACACCCUGUAUACCUCCUACAUGAUAAUUCAAUCACAACGAUCAAGCAUCGACUGCAACAUCAGCAUCUUCUCCCCAAGCUUCUCUGGCAAUUCCUCGAGAAGCAAAAGUUUCCAAAAGCUCGCGCGUUAAACGAUCCCCGUCCGACAUCGCGCGUCGCGUUAAAUCGCUGGCCGAAAGCUCGCAAGCGAUGGUCCGAGGGGCAAGGAACACUCGGAUAUCGCUGGUGAAUGGAUUGAAAAAGCUUUCUCCGUCGGUUCCUUAAAGCGACAACGAAUCAUCUUGAGGCCAUCAGCCGUGAGCGAUGCCCACGAAGGUGGCAGCGUAAGGGGUCGUCGAGGCCGGAGGAGUGAAGGUGGCGAAGGCAGAGGGAGUAGCGAAGGAAGAAGAGGAGGAGACGCUUAUCGUGACCGAGCGUGACGGUGCGUGGCGGCGUGUGCACACGCGUGUCGUUCGUGUGGGAUCGGAUUAUCGGUGUGUCAGUGCGAAAGAAGACAAUUGACUCGCAGCCGCCGUCGUGCUUGCCGGGGGCCUUCUGACGUCACAUCCUGUCCUCUGGCUAGUCGCGAUCUCGUUUGGACCACGGCACAUCAAGCAAGAGAAGAACAAUGACCAGUCACAAGGAACGGAUCCUCAGGAUCCUCGUUUGGGCAAACGUGUACGCGAUCGUUUCAGCCAACGUGACAGACUCUUCGGAGAUCGACCUGUCCAACGAGAUGGACUCGUUCACGACUACGAGGAGGACAUUUCCUGACAGGUGUCUCGUGAAGGCAGAGCCAGGUCCGUGCAAGGACUACGUCCACAAGUGGAGGUUCAUCAAGACCGAGGGCAGGUGCAGGCCUUUCGCCUACGGCGGCUGUUUAGGCAAUGAGAAUCGCUUCAACUCGGAAGCCGAGUGUCUCCACCAUUGCGUGGGUGGUCCUGAACACACGCUGCCGCCAUACCUGGUCACAAAAGGAAGCGUGUUUGUCACGAGCACUGCAACCACCAACACACUGCCCUCUACCACCGCCGUCACCCCACGACCAACGUUUACACCCACCGAGCCAACGAAACCGCCUGUGUCGAAGCACAAAAGAGGAAAGGAGCUAACCUUCAUGGAGUCUGGCUACGAGAAGACGUUCAUGUUCGCGCAAAGUAACACGUUUAUCCAACUGGACGGCAGUGGCAUAAAACCGUUUCAACUUCGACUGUGUCGCGAGAUAUCCUUCAAAUUUCGCACGAAAUUACCCCAUGGUCUGCUGGUCUACCACAGCGUGAAGGAUCGACCAGAGAGUCUGGAUCCGUAUGCCUUGUACGUGAUAGUGGAGAAAGGCCAGCUGAAAGUGGUGCACGUGUUCGGCAAGCGGUCAACCAGCCUCACGGUUGGCGAAGGGUUGAACAGGGACGAAUGGCACAGCGUUCUGGUGAGGAUCGACGUUCAUGGUGCGAAAUUGAUCGCCAGGGUGGACGACAAGCAGGAGGAGACCACGCUCGAAGUUUUGGAACACGUGGUCAAUUAUGGGGUAUCCGAGGAACUCGCGUCUGUCGUCCUCAUUGGAGGGCUGAGUUCCGAGGAGCGAUUGCACGGCGUGAAGUACAUAAUAGAAUCGUUUGUUGGCUGCAUAAGAGACAUGGUUCUCAGCUCGGGCAAAUCGGCCAGCGAUUUGUUGCCCAUCCAGCCUCUGAUUGCCACGAAGCACGAAAACGUGAAAGAGGGCUGCAUAGACAAAUGUAGGACACGGGAGAAUCUCUGUUUCAUCUCGAGCCAAUGCGUGAAUCACUAUAAUAGUUUAACUUGCGACUGCUUUGGGACCAAGUACGAAGGAGAACGAUGCGACGUAUACACGGCCACUAUUUUAACGUUGAGAGGUUCUUCCUACGUUUCCUUUCGUGUUUACGAUUGGAAAGACAGAGUCCACUCGUCUGUCAACAGGAUAAGCCUUGCGUUCAAGACAAAGUGGGACGACUCAGCCUUGUUUUACGCGUCCGGGGAAAUCGAUGGGACCCCGCACUACAUAGCUGCCUCCAUAGUGAACGGAUCGGUGCACGUCGAAUUAGAUUUCGGGCACAACUCGAAGAUCUCGACUGUACUGGGCGAUUACAUCACCUCGAACCAUUGGAACAACCUGACGAUAUUCCACACUGGGUCCCUGGUCUUCGUCAGCCUGGACGACGAGAUCAAAGUUCUCGAGAUCCCUGGGGAAAAUAACAACAUGAUCAUCGAUCCUGAGAUCUAUAUCGGCGGUGGACCUGAGCUUCACAAGAAAAAGGGCCUGCUGUCUCACAACAAUUUUGCAGGCUCGCUGAAAUACGUUUUCUUCAACGACAAGUCCAUUAUUUAUGAGUUGAAACGUUCCAACCCCAUGGUGCAUUAUAUCGGCGUGCUGGAGCCGGAGUACUACGAGGCGGAUGUUGAUGUGAUUCCAAUAACGUAUCCGUUCGCGGACAGCCACAUUUGGUGGCCAAUAGCGCGGACCGACUCUCUUAAAUUGAACUUCGACUUCAAAAGUUCGAAGCCUGUGGCUGUGGUCGCGUCGGGGGACGUGAAAAGCAAUCGUAGUCUUGGAUACUGGGAGCUUCAAUUAGUAAACGACGAAAUUCGCUUCCAACUAAUCCCCGUGCUAACGGAGAACGUCACCGUAUCCGCCGUCGUGAAAUUCCCGCCUUACAACACCUCGUGGCACGCGGUCGAAUUGAAUUACACUAGGGGAGAGCUGAGCGUUCUGGUGGAUUAUCGGAACAAACAGAGCAAGCUGUUCUCCAUGACGUUCGAGCUAGGUGACAAAGUUAUCAUCGGAAGUGGGAAAAGCAACGCGGGGCUGGUCGGUUGUAUGCGUGAGAUACGGGUGAACGACGAGAGAAUAGAACCCAGAUACGUGGUCAAUACCAAGAGAGUCAUUGGAGAGGUAGCCUUGGAUAAUUGCCAAUUCGUCGAUCCUUGUACUAGACCGAACACUUGCGAGCAUGGAGGGAAAUGCUCGGUGAAGGAGGACAGAAUUACCUGUGACUGCACUGACACCGGUUACAUAGGCAAGAAUUGUCACUUUGCUCAAUACAGAAAGACCUGCGAGGAAUUAGCUUUGUUGGGAUACACCCAGGAUGACGUUUACAAAAUCGACAUCGACGGAAACGGAAGAUUCCCUCCGGCUCUUGUGAAAUGCGAGUUCCAGUCCAUCGAAGACUCGACGAAAACCAUCGUGGAACACAAUUUACCCUCGCAAAUCGACGUCCGAUCUAUCGCCGAGUCCGACUUCUCGUUUAACAUCAAGUACAGACAAUUCACCGCUGAGAUGCUUCAGGAAUUGAUCUCACACUCGUUGUACUGCAGCCAGUAUGUUAAGUACGACUGCUACAAGGCGCCAUUGGAGUUGCACAGCGCCACCUGGUUCCUUAGCUCCAAGGGAACCACCGUGGACUACAUUGGGAACGUGAACAGGGGGUCCUGUCCUUGUGGAAUGAACAGGACGUGUGUUGAUCCGAACCUCAGUUGCAACUGCGACGUUUCCGCCGGAAAUGCUGGAAAAUGGCUGUCCGACGAGGGGUACUACGAAACACCGGACUCUCUCGGCAUCACAGGUAUGGUGUUCUUGCAGCAGAGGGAUCUCGAAGAGGAUGCUCAGGGUCGUGUCACUUUGGGCCCCCUGGAAUGUGUCGAAACUAAUACGCAGAAGUACGUGGUCACGUUCACCACUUCUCAAUCGUACAUCGAAGUGCCAGGAUGGAGGAAAGGUGAUAUAGCUUUCAGUUUUCGAACAACUGGGGAGAAGGCUAUUCUUCUGUACCAGCCACCUAUCAGAAGCAAUUAUCCAUCCUUCAUGGUUGCUUUAACCUCGGAAUACCGAUUGACGUUUAACUUCACCCUGAAUACCGGCACCAUAAGGGAGCUUGAGGUGAAGAGUAGGAGGAAAUUGAACAAUGGAGAGUGGCAGAAGAUCUGGAUCGACUACAACGAUUAUCAUGUCAGGUUCAUGAUCAACACCGAUUUCCAAAUGGUCGAUCUCCUGCCUGAAGAAGAGUUUGGACCUUUCGAGGGUUCUAUGUUCAUAGGUGGCGCCACUGCGGAACACUUAAGGACCUCUUCGGUUCGCCAAGGCCUGAUCGGCUGUUUCCGCGGUCUGGUCGUGAAUGGAGAAAUCCUGGACAUUCACAGCUACAUGUCAGUCCACCUGUCCGAGAUCAUAAAAGACUGCAAGCCCUCGUGCCAGCCGAACAAGUGCCAGAACGGUGCCAAGUGCGUAGAACUGUGGAGCAACUUCGAAUGCGUCUGCGAGAACAGAUGGGCUCACCUUGGCACCUACUGCGAGGAGAACAUAAACAACAAGGCCCUGACCUUCACUUCCCAAGGUGCCUUUCUCAACAAGAACUACUUUGGUACGGACGACGAGGACGAAGAAAAGUUGCUACUGAAGGGUAUAAUGUUACAAAAUAUCCUGAUCAACCUGAGAACCUAUGACACUCACUCGUUGAUCCUCUAUGCGAAUGAUCACUUGAACAACUUCGCUCACCUCUACGUAUCCAAUGGCACCAGCAUAGUGUACCUGUUCAACGCUGGCAAUGAGAUCAAGAACAUCACUGUGGAGUAUCCAGGAGUGAACACGGGGAUCUCCGUCCAAAUCGCGAUAAUUCGAAAGGAGAAAUCGACAACGCUCCACGUGAACGAGUACAACUCUACCCUGAACGCAACCCCGGUGUUGCUGGACACGUACUCGAACAAACCGUGGAUAAAUCCGGAAAAGGAGGUACUGGCGCCUCAGAGACCACCGGCGCCACCUACCAACUACUUCCAGGUGAAUCUAGGAGGCUUCGAUCCGGAUGGCCUGCUGAGAGUAGGCAAGGAAGACAUGCAGAUCAAGGGCUACGUGGGCUGCCUUCGUGGACUGAUGAUCGGAGAAUACCUGGUGGAUCUACCUAGCCUCGCCAACGAAGCUAAUCACGAGGGUAGCAAAGGAGUGCUGCCUAAUUGUCAGAUGAAAUGCGACGCUAUGCCUUGCAAGAACCUGGGUAUCUGCACGGAGGAUUUCGGCAGACAGGAGUCUUCGUGCAACUGCGAACUGACAUCGUAUUUUGGAGAAUAUUGCGCUGACGAAAAGGGAGCAGACUUCAGCGGAGAAAGUGUCCUACAGCGAGAGUUCGAUCUGGUUGGCGAAGUGAACCAAGUGAAGGUUCAACUAGCAUUUUCAACCAACGAGCUUCGACAACGUACCACGGCACUUCUGCUCUUGCAGACAGAGAACAAAAGAAACUACUACUUGCUGGUCGCUCUGACGUCAGAGGGUCAACUGAUCUUCGAGGAAGAUAGAGAGGGCUCUGCGUACGGGGUACGCUUGAACGACAGAAACUUUUUGAACGCAGCUCGACACAGUGUAUACUAUGUUCGGGAUAAUAAUACCGCCACACUUUUGAUCGAUCGCGAGCCGGUGCAACUGUUGCCGAUCCCAGUGCUGAACCUGGGAGACGACGAGGACGACAGUCCAGGCGUGACAGAGAUCCAGCUUGGUGGCCUGAACACGACAGAUUCCCGAUUCAGCGCGUACAAGGGAUACACCGGCUGUCUGAGCAACGUCGUGGUAUCGAUCAACGGGGGACCUGGCAUGAAGCCACUCGAGGAAUAUAUGCUCUUUACGAAACAGGGCAGCGAAACCGUAAGGGCGACUAUACUUGCCGGUGUCAGGAGCGCCCAGUGCGCAGUCUUUCACGCGCAGCCACGUGGCCUCGAUCCACCCAGAAACGAUAGCGUGGGUCGAGACAGAGCCUGGGUGGAGGACCCGCCAGAGAAGAUACUGUACAAGUCGCAAUACUCCGACGCGACGCAGGAGGAACAAGGUGCUGGUACUUACAUCUUCAUCGCGCUGUGCUGUGUGUUCGUGACAGCGGUGAUCGGCUGUAUCUACGAGGUUUGGCGCAGCGCGAGAAAAGAUCGACGACGCAGACGCGCCGGUAGCGUCACCGGAGCGUCGACGGUGUCGGCCCCUGGCGCGCAAAGAUGGCAGUCGCAGCAGUACACGGACCAAUUGGGUGGUAACGUGAAGACAGUGGGCUUCAUGACAGUGACCGAAGAAGAAAAAAGACCAAAUGGCACUCACGUGAAGCCGACUGCCAAGGAGUACAAGCCGCUGGCCAACGCGGAGUCGAAAGACUUAGUUAAUGAUAAAAGGGUUCAUAUUAAAGCAGAUGAAGAACCAGAGAAGAAGGAGCUCCUAGGGGUAAAUACAGGCAUCACCACUAAACCUCCGAAAGCGAAUCCAUUCUCGAUGGAAGAUCUACAGGAGGAACCAGAACUGGAGGAAUGCGAAGAGGAAGAAGCCGGAGAAGAAGACGAGGAAGAAGAGGAGGACGAUCCCAAAGAACAGAACCCAGACGAGAAGGAGAGACAUCUGUCAGAAGCAGAGCGUACUAACGAUAAAGAUUUAGCGAAGUCGGCAAUCGCGCUAAAUGAUAUUGGACAACGAUCGACAAUCCAAGAUUUGUUUUCAGAUCCUGCAAGGCGUUUCAUUUGCAAACUUCAACCUAUCUAUUUAUUGGAUGAACGAAGAACUUUUGGAUGUCCACUGAACUAUUUCGCUGAUAUGAAAUGUCAGCCAAGAAACAGCAAAUCCAUUGAAUCAAUAUUGUCUUUGGAUUAACACUUCUGGAAUAUAUAGAAAAAAGUUUAAUUUCGCGCCAUAUUUAUUGCGCGCGCAUCGCAGCUGAUUUAAGCGUGCGAUAAUAUGCAAUAACGAAUCUUCGUCAAACAUUUUAUGAUACUUUCUAUGUUUGCAAAAGUAAAGAUCUACAAUUUAUUUUAAAACCUAGUUAAAAGGCACCUUUUGGAUGCAAGUGUAAAAUGAAACCAACAGCAUAAUAUUUUC